AUGGAGCGAGCCUCCCUAGCGCUGCGAAUCCCCCCGCAGCUGCUGCCCUCAAGCAGGGGAGGGGCGGGGGCUGAAGACUCGCUGAGUAGUGACAGCGUCAGCGUAGAUAGCGAGCUGAGGGGACUGGAAAGGCGCACGGUGGGCCACGGGGCGCGCAGCGCCAGCCGCCCCGCAGCGCCCCGCCAGCAGUCGGCCGAUGGCGUGCUGACCCGCAGCCCCACCGGCCUGGCCCCUGUGUCGGCUGGCAAGCAUGGCGGCAUUGCGCUGACCACUGUGCAUGUGGAUGCCACAGCCAGCGCCUCCCCAGACGGCUACUCAGACGACGGCUUCGAGGCUGAGAACAGCCAGCGGCCCAGCAGCCCCAGCAGCACGGUCCGCACCACCACCACUGCAGCUGGCACUGCAAGCGCCAGGGCAGCAGCGGGGCCAGUGCGCAAGCUUGGCGCCAGCCCCGGCAGCGGCAGCGGCAGCAGCAAGCCCAGCAGCCGCCCCUCCUCCGGGCGUUGCUCGCCCAGCAGCCCGCCCUCGCGCACUGCCUCGCGCCUGGGCUACCUGGCCGCCACAGCCGCCACAGAGGCCAAGCGCUCUGCGUCGGCAGCCCACAGCAGGCCUUGCUCCGCCUCGCCCCACAAGCAGCAGCAGCCGACGCGGCCGCCAAGCCCCUUCCCAGGAGAGGCCCGCACCCAGGAGGCCCUGGAGGCACGCGUGUCCAAGCAGAUGUGCCGGGACCCCGCAGAGUGGACGGUGCGGGAGGUGUGCGACUGGACGGAGCUGAUUGGGCUGGGGCAGUACCGGCGCAAGCUGGUGCACCACGCCGUCGGCGGCGCGCUGCUGCUGCGCCUCACAAGCGAGGAGCUCAAGAGCGAGGUUGGCAUAGGGCCGCUGGGGCACCGCGAGGGGCUGCUGGACGCCGUCAACGACCUGGAGCAGUACUGGCGGCAGCAGCUGCAGCAGCGGGCCCAGGGGCAGGCGCAGGGGCAGGCGGCGGCAGAGGGCGAGUACAGCGCAGACUGGGGCAGCCCCGCGGGCAGCAGGCCGGCCUCGCCGCCGCCCAGGCUGGCUGACUGCAGCCUGCAGCGGGCGUAUGCGCAGCGCGCGCGGCUGCUGCGGGACUUGGAGAAGGCAGAGAGCCGGGAGGCGCACCGCAGAGUCGCGGCGGAGCAGGCGAUGCGGGUGGUGGGGCAGGCAUCGGAGGAGGUGCGCAAGCUGCAAGCCUCCAUCUGGGAGAUCGACCGAGAGAUUGGGUGGGAGGCGGCGGCGGCACAGCAGCACUGCCACGCCCUGGAUCUGCACGGCGCGGUGGCCUGGCAGCCAGCGGGCCGGCAGACCCCAAAGCCGCGCCCCAGGGCCGUCAGCCCCGACGUGCGACCCGGCAGCGGCAGCAGCGGCAGCGGCGGCGGCAGCCCCAUGAGCCGCGUGUCGCGGCGCAUCAUGGAGGCUCAGGCCGCCGAGGGCGGCGGCGGCAGCAGCUUCCUGGAGCGGCUGAGCAAGGACAUCGCGAGCCGGCAGGGCAAGGCGGCAGCGGCGGCGCGCCAGGCGGGGCGGUACGUGGGAGGCGCUGACAAGCAGCUGGCGGAGCAGGAGCGGGGCAUGAGGGAUGUGCAGUUCAUCAGGGAGGUAGUGGAAGCCAAGAGCAGCGAGCUGGCUGAGGCGCUGGGCAGCGGGGAGGAGGCGCGGGUGGCGGAGGCCUGCGACGGUGCCGCCGUGUCGCUGCAGCAGGAGUGGGGGCUCAGCAACGACGCGGUGGCGGCGCGCCUGCAGCACGACCUGUCCACCAGGGAGGGGCGCCUGCGCGAGCUGCAGGACAAGUAUUUCAAGCUGGAGGCCGGCAACAGCGCUGAGCAGCAGGAGAAGGCGGAUCUGGCGGCGGCGCAGCGCCACUUUGCCCUGCUGGGCUGGUCGGCGGCGGACCUGGAGGUGGCGCCCGGAGAGGAGGCCGCCGCCUGCGACGAGCUGCUCAGGGCGCUGCUGCGGCGGGCGGCGGCGCUGCAGGAGGCGCGGCAGCGGGGCAAGAGCGGCGUGGACUGGCAGGGGCCGGAGUGGAGGCUGGAUGGGCUGGACAAGCUGCAGCGGGAGCACAAUGUGACGCUGCAGGCGGCGCUGGAUGAGCAGAAGGCGGCGGCAGAGGCGGCGGCGGCCCAGCAGGCCGCGGGCAGGCGCAACUACGCGCAGCCGGCGGCGCAGCAGAAGGAGCUCCCGCAGGCAAGGGGGCCAGGCGACCAUGUGGGGGACACUGUGGAUCUGCUGGCGGCGUGCCGGCCCGCCGAGGUGGCGCUGCUGGAGGGGCUGGGCGGCUACCGCAAGCUGGUCAUGGCCUGGCGCGCGGUGCGCGCCCAGCAGUUUGUCGCCUUCACGCGCCACGACCUGGAGCUGCGCAAGGCCAAGGCGGCCGCCCUGCAGCGCCAGCUCUACCCCGACACCACCAAGCGGCUGGCCAGGGAGGAGGAUGAGCUGGCGGAGGAGGCCAGGGCAGAGGCGCUGGCAAAGCUCAAGAGCACCGCGCCGCCGCCGCUCAACCACCAGCGCCAGCAGCGGGCAGCCUCGCCAGCGCCGGCAGCGCAGCCCACCAGCGGCGACAGCUGA
This is a messenger RNA of Chlorella variabilis, 2583 nucleotides long. RefSeq lists its product as hypothetical. The coding region runs from base 1 to 2583 and encodes 860 amino acids. Gene Ontology annotation, biological process: response to axon injury; negative regulation of MyD88-independent toll-like receptor signaling pathway. Gene Ontology annotation, molecular function: protein binding; signaling adaptor activity; NAD+ nucleosidase activity. The transcript has 13 exons. The record is from RefSeq and is a predicted model, not a curated record. NCBI's taxonomy places the organism in Eukaryota, Viridiplantae, Chlorophyta, Trebouxiophyceae, Chlorellales, Chlorellaceae.